GUCGCAGCUCAUUGUUAUUCCAAGUGGAAGUGGCUGUGGCCUGUGACAGGCCGGUUACCUGUUUUGCUGUCCAGUGAUGGAUUCCCCCACCAAUCUUUUCGAUGACUCUGUUCCCGAGAUGCACGCAUUCGCUCCCACUCAAAGCUCUACGGAUCUCCCUGGAGUUCACCCUCAGCCCAGUGCCGGUCGCCCUUCUCCAGCCUUUAGACCCCCCGGAUUCCCCCUCAUCCACCACCUCCUCCAGCCAGGGGGAGCCCCCAGGAGGAUUGGAGGGCAACUCAACACAAACCUGAGCGCACACAGACACCUGGAAGACAGAGAUUUGGAGGAAGACAGAGGAGAGAGGGAUGGACAGGUGGAGCAAGGGAUGGAAGGAGGGGAGGACAGAGUGAGGGAGGGAGAGGACAGCCUGCUGGGGGUUAAGAAGAGGCACAGCGAUGCCGCCCUCGCCGCCGAGUGGAGUCAGGACGUCUUGAAAGUGAAGAGGAUGAAGCUGGAGAGCCGACCAAGAGAUGUAGAGGCUGAGGAGGGAAGCAGGAGGCGCGAGGGAGGGAGGGAGGGGAAGAGAAGAGAGAAGGAGGAACUGAAAGAACAGCUGGAGGAGGCACGAGAGAGACUGCAGGCCCUGCAGGAGAAGGUGUGGAGGGCUUUUGGAGAAAAGCACAUGGCAGAGGAGGAGAAGGAGAUGCGGUGCAGAAACAGAGAAGGAGGAGAUGGAGGAGAAGGGGAUGCUGGGAUGAUGGAGGAGGAGGACAUCACAGAAGGGUUGUAUGAUGAAGAGGACAUCGAUGGUGGAGAGAUGGAAAAGGAAACUUUCUCCCUUCUAUCGGUUUCCCCUUUUGACAACUUCCACAAACAGAGGGAGGAGAGGCAAAAAGACAGAGAAGGGAGGAGAGAGAGAGGAAGAGGAGGAGGGUUGCACUUGGAGGGCGUGAUGGAGGGAGCAGGGUUGUGGUUGGAUUGUGGCGGGCUGGUGAGGGGGGAUUGGCAUAGCGUGAUAGAAGACGAGGGCGAGGAGGGGGGGCAGAAGUUUGCUCAGGCGCUGAAGGUGGAGUUGGGCAGCGCCGUUGCUCGAGUCAUAGACCGAGUUCUCCGCCUUUACACCGAGAUGACAGACGUCACUCCUUCCUCUCCUCCCGCUGCCAUCUCUUUCCUCCCGUCUGACGCGGGGAACGACGUCGGGAGGGAGAGGGGGUUGUGGAUGGGACUACUAACGAGAGGAAGAGGGGAGGAUAAAGUGAGAGGUAAGGAGGAAAAGACGGGAAGGCAGGAUGGAGAAAGAGAGAAGCAGGUCCAAAAGAGGAGCAACGACAACGUCCCGCCUCCGGGACAGCCCCACCUGCCUGAACCGUCAGAUAUGGCGAUGCCAUUGGUUGUCCAAAGGUCACCUGACAUACGAAAAGCCCACCCACUCCUCGGCCCGCCUCUUCCUGCUCACCUCAACCCCUCUCAUCCGAACCUCUCCCUUCAUCACCCUUCUCUUCCUCGCCCUCCUCCCCUUUCUCACCCGCCCCUCCUGCCUCCCGCUUCACAACCCAAGGACCUCUCCGCCUCCUUCCACACGUCCUCCUCCUCCUCUUCUUCCUCCUCGUCCUCCUUCCCCGCGCCCCCGCCUCCUCCUCCCCCGCCUCCUCCCCCGCUCCCUCUCCCCCUUCUCCACUACUCCAUGCAGCAGCUCUUCUCUCGCUCUCUCCACCACCCUCAGCUGCCCCACCUCCCUCCGUCCCGCAAGGACUACUUGAACUCCGACCCCUUCCUGGAGUUCUCGUCUCACCCCUCAUCUCACCCCUCUUUCCCACCGCUCCCCUUGCUCGGUCACCUGGACCCGUCCCUUGUGCGCCACGCUCACGGAGGCAGAGAGAGAGGGAUGCGGGGAGACGGGGGGAUGAGAGGAGGAGGGAUGGACGGAGGAGAGCUCUACCUGACUGCUGGGGGAACCCAGGAGGGCUUGUCUCCCUGCCAUCUGAAGAAAGCCAAGCUCAUGUUCUUCUACGCACGCUAUCCCAGCUCCAACACGCUCAAGACGUACUUCCCUGAUGUCAAGUUUAACCGCUGUGUGACCUCCCAGAUGAUUAAAUGGUUCAGUAACUUCAGAGAGUUCUUCUACAUCCAGAUGGAGCGCUUCGCACGACAGGCCGUCCGCGAGGCUCUCACCCGGGAUGGUGCACCUCGUCUGGGCAGAGAGAAUCAGCUGCGAGUGGGCCGUGAUACAGAGCUUUACCGCAUCCUGAACAUGCACUACAAUAAAAGUAACGUCUACCAGGUGCCAGAGAGGUUUAUCGAGGUGUCAGACGUGGCUCUGAGGGAGUUUUACUCAGCCAUUUGGACUGGGAGAGACAGCGAUCCCUGCUGGAAGAAAGGGAUAUAUAAAAUUAUCUGUAAGCUUGACAGUCCUGUUCCAGAUGCCUUCAGACUGCCUGGCUGUCCUGUUGGCUGAUAAGCGAAUCACUUUCAUCUGGUACAAGUAUACACAUGCAUGCACAAAACACAAACUCACUGAAAGAAAGGGAUUUUAUCAAAGCAUUCCCAAACUGUACAAUUCCACACUGAGAGAACUGGUAUGAGGAAAUCCAGUCAUUUCUACUAUUCGGUUCAUUCAUAAUUCAUUCCAAAAAAAAGAAGAAGAGAAUUUUAGAUGUAUUCUGUUUCACGUAGUGUGCAGGGAAACAUACAUGCUCAAAUGGACAGACACACACACACACACACACACACACACACACAUAGCAGAGCAGUGAUAAGAGUCUUGUGACUGCACUUAUCGAGGAACGUGACCGUACUAUUGAAUUUAAACUGGACAGAGCAGGAAUUCCCUCUCCAAACAUUCCUCACCAGUCAGCCGACUCCUGAAAUCACAGUGCUGCUACACAGGUUUGAUAAAACUGUCAUGAAAAGCUAAGUUGCUGCAGCCACAGAGAUGGAAUAGACUGAGUGACUGGCUUUAGUAACAAUGUCAUGGACAUUUGCAUACUUGCUGUGUACGGCGUGUUACCGUGAGAUGACUACCGUUUUAAGCACCGCGCCCUGGCUCGAAUCCCUCAUUCACUGAAAAUAUAGAUGCACAAAAAAAUAAUUCUAUGCAUCUGCUCAGUUAUUAAAUGUACUGCUGACAACUGUUUACCAAGCAUGGGCCCCGGACACUUACAUCAUUUACUAUAAUAUGAUAUAUAAAAUGUUCCAGAUGACAAAGAGACCGCAACCUGAGUUUCUUUUUUUUCAUCAUCACAUCAUCUUUCACUGUGAGCAGAGAGCAGUGUUGCUACUGUUAAAAACCCUGCUUCAUGGUUCCUUUUUUUUAAGAGAAAGCAGUAAUACUGCAGUGCAAUCAUUAGUAAUUGUGCACAAAUGGCACCCAGCUAUCACACCCAAACAUUUCAAUGCUGCUCUCCCUCAGGGGUGUUCACAGUUUUACAUUAGAUUUGAUUGUUUGCUAGAAACGGUUAUUGUUGCCUUGAGUGUGGGCUUCUCUGGAGCGUCAGAAGUACCUGUUUUGUUCAUUGCUCCCCACAGCUUUUACAUUUUAAAUACAUUUUCCCUGGCUGUGUGGAAGCUUCUCUCUAUUUCUCCUCCACAAACAGAAAGCUGUCAUGUUUGCAUUAAUCCCCUCGUUGUUUUUUAUAUCCACUUAAGAAAUCAGGCUUAUAAAUCUUUAAAGAAAACGUGAGGACCAAUCAUAAUUAUUGUUAAUAGUAUAUUGUAACUUUUUGGUUAUUUAAAAAAAAAAAAACAUUUAAUUGUAAGUUUUUAAAAAUGAAGUUGCCCUUUUUUAGAAAACUACCAGGGCAAUGGUUUCAGUCAGUGGAUUUCUUUUUGCCUGUAUAGCCAUCUCUUUGUUCAAUAUUGAAUUAUAACAUCACUUUUGUACAUGAUGGCACAAUGUAAUCAAAAUGUAAUUAAAAUUCUGCAAAGAGGGACAAUAUAUUGAAUUUAAAAUAUUUAAAUUAAUGUUUUUUUGUUUCCUUGACGUACUGUUAUUGUUGAAAUAUUUACUUCUGUUUUUGUAUUCCUUUAAUGUGAUGCUAAACUAAAUACUUAAGUUGUACAGUUAGUAUAUAUCAACAUUCGUUUCCCAGAGGUAUUGCAGAAACUUUCAUUCGAUCUACUGUAUAUCAUGACUCUUUUAUCUGGAGGAAACUUGGGUUUCUGUUCAUAAAGAUGUUGAUUGACAGCUCCAGAUAAAGUCCUCCUCUGGCUUAAUCACACCUCUGUGAGACCGAGCCCAGAUAUGUCAAAUAUUUGUGAUGUGUUUUCAAGUGCAUGUUUCCUAUAUUUGCAUUACAUUUGUAUUGUAAUCUUUUUCUCUGGUUGCUUUUAUUGGUUUCACUUUCAUAUUGUACAUAUUUAGAUCUGUGCCUCACACAGACUUUUGUGAUUUUGGUGUUUAAACUUAUCAGUGAA
This is a messenger RNA of Anoplopoma fimbria (sablefish), 4395 nucleotides long. RefSeq names its product prospero homeobox 3 (gene prox3). The record is from RefSeq and is a predicted model, not a curated record. Bases 77 to 2437 code for a protein of 786 amino acids. Gene Ontology annotation, molecular function: RNA polymerase II cis-regulatory region sequence-specific DNA binding; DNA-binding transcription factor activity, RNA polymerase II-specific. The transcript is spliced from 6 exons. Gene Ontology annotation, biological process: regulation of transcription by RNA polymerase II. Lineage: Eukaryota; Metazoa; Chordata; Actinopteri; Perciformes; Anoplopomatidae. Gene Ontology annotation, cellular component: nucleus.